AUGGCACCCAGCUCCAUCUCCAUGCAAAACAUCUCCCGCCAAGAACUCUAUACCUCCCUCCCAGCACGAAUCCAAUACCUGCACGCCUUCCUUGAUUUCUCAUCCCGCGACAUCGAUGCCCUGAUUUCUGGCUCAAAGUAUAUCAAACAACUCAUCCCAGCAGUAGUGAACAUAGUCUACAAAAAGUUGUUGCAAUACGAUAUCACCGCACGUGCCUUCACCACUCGAAGCACGAGCUACGAAGGUCCCAUCGACGAAGUGGUUGAAGAAGAUAGUCCACAGAUCAAGCAUCGGAAGAUGUUUUUGACAGCGUAUCUCAAUCGGAUUUGUAGUGAUCCGAGUAAGAUGGAGUUUUGGGAGUUUUUGGACAAAGUCGGAAUGAUGCACACAGGAAUCGGUAGAGUGCACCCAUUGCACAUCGAGUACAUCCACAUCGGUGUCUGUCUCUCAUUCAUCCAGGACGUGUUCACGGAAGCUAUUCUUUCGCAUCCGAGGAUUUCGUUGAGUAGGAAGAUUUCGAUUGUGAAAGCGCUCGGGAAGGUAAUUUGGAUUCAGAAUGAUUUGUUUGCUAAGUGGUAUGUUAGGGAUGGGGAGGAAUUUCGGGAUGAGAAGGAGGAGGUUGUUAUUGAGAAGGAGGGGUAUCUUCAUGGGGUGAAGAUUUUGGAUGGUGAUGUUGAAGAAAUGGGUGGAGGUGAGAAAGGGGCGAGUGAUUGUGAAAGUGGUGAGAAGAAGCCGGGAGUGUGCCCGUUUACGGGCGUUGCGAGUGAUUUGGAUGGUCUGAAGGUCAGUGAGAGUCCAGCUAACGUUGACCCUCCUGUUUCGAAUGGCGCAUAA
This is a messenger RNA of Mollisia scopiformis, 834 nucleotides long. RefSeq lists its product as uncharacterized. Gene Ontology annotation, molecular function: heme binding; oxygen binding. The transcript is spliced from 2 exons. Bases 1 to 834 code for a protein of 277 amino acids. The record is from RefSeq and is a predicted model, not a curated record. Lineage: Eukaryota; Fungi; Ascomycota; Leotiomycetes; Helotiales; Mollisiaceae.